CUGAACGCGGGCUCCAUGAAAGCGGGCUCCAUGAAAGCGACCCAGUUCUGUUUAAAUCCCUCUCUCAACACAUCGCAUUGAAAAUGGAACAUCGAGACUUCCCUAUGCCCGAGAGGCGGCAGUUUGGAUCCACGGACAUCAUGGUGCCGGAGCUGUCCUUUGGUGCCUCCGGUCUGGGUCUCGUGAAAGAAGGAAGUGCCGAAGAGGAGGAGGCUGUGGCCGCCGUCCGCAACGCCCUUCGCUGCGGAGUAAACUACGUUGACACGGCUCCUUGGUACGGUCAGGGCAGAUCUGAAGAGGUUCUCGGGAAGGCGCUGCAAGGUUUGUCCCGAGACGCAUUCUAUGCGGCCACAAAAGUGGGUCGCUACGAACCAGACUGCGAGCGCAUGUUCGACUUCAGCGGCAGCCGGACACUGGAAAGCGUCAGGCAGAGCCUGGAGAAGAUGAAGCUCACCUACUUCGACGUUGUCCAGGUUCACGACGUCGAGUUCGCACCUACUGUGGAUGUGAUUGUCAACGAGACCUUACCGGCCUUGGAAAGUCUUCGGUGCGCCGGACUCAUUCGGUACAUCGGAAUCACCGGCUACCCGCUGCACGUGUUCAGGGAAGUGCUCCAGAAAAGUUCCGUCCGAGUGGACACAGUCCUCAGCUACUGUCGCGGCACGCUGUUCGACGACUCGCUGGCCGACUACUUGCCAUUUUUCCAGAGCAUGGGACUGGGUGUGGCCAACGCGGCCCCCCUUGGCAUGGGCCUGCUGACGUCAUCGCCACCGCCCGCCUGGCACCCUGCAGCGGAGGACCUCAAGAAUGCCUGCGCUGAGGCCGCCCGAUUCUGUAAGGAGGCUGGUUACAGCAUAGAGAGACUGGGCCUGCAGUACAGUUUGACCAAGUUUCCUGGCGUUCACACUACAAUAGUUGGUAUUGCAAGUACAGAAGUGCUGCACAAAAAUAUUUCCUGCUUGAGCACGGUCCGCAAGGAAGAAGAGAACAUCGCCCACGACCUCAAGGCAAAGUUCUUUCGGAAGCCAACGAGCAGCCACUGGGAAGGCGUGGAGAUCGACAAGAUCCGGCGGAAACUAGCCCAGCGCCGCUCCCAGCUUGCUCCGAAGGAGCUUUGCCUCUCGACAGAGUGAAUCCACGGCAGAGACGACGAGAAGGUCACGCGUUAGAACAACGGUUAGAGAAAAAACCCUCAUCGCCGGUGAAUCACGUGACAUCGUGGUGUGUGCUCGGUCUUGGUGUUCGAGGCAUCUGUGCACUGUUAGCGGAAUAGCGCUUGUGUAUGUUGUUAGAAUUUUUUUUUCUAAACCUCCACCACAUCAUUCAGCUUCCUUGGACUCACCGAAUCUCUUCAGCGACAAACUCUCAAUACCAACCACGACUCGGCGCUGGAGCGAACUGAACAUGCUUUCAUCCUUUGACGUGUUAUCGACACUUCCCCAUUGACAAAUCUAAUGUGAAUAUAAUAAUCAGGAAGUUGUGUAAGCGAUAAAUAAAAAAUAAAUAUUUAAAGAAACAUAAGACAAUAUGAGUGCCUCUAUCCCUGAUAACUUUGGCCAUUUUUGUCACUCAAUACCGAAUGUUAUGUUUAAAGUCUUCUCGAUUGUUUGGAGUCGUUAGUGAGAUCUUGCGUCAAUAAUUAUUUUCCAUUAAAAAUAAGAAAGAUAAAUAUUAUGCUUCCUUGGAUUAACCGGGAUAUCUUGCACCUGCCAUGCAGAGUCGGUAGACCACGUAAAUCAAAGCAUUCUAAUUCUGUGCUUCGCGUUCCUUUUGAAAAGCCAAGGAGGAACUUCGUACUCGUACUAAAAAUGCUAAAAAUUGUCAUUUUUCAGUCCAACUCCCAAUACUACCUAAAUCAAAUGCUCGCAGGUUCUGGACAUCAAUUUUACCUAGUGCAACGUGCAGUACCUCUUUCAAGAUUAAGGACACUAUUACUAACAAAACUGUACUAACACUGUAGCUUCGAAAGCUUUUAACUCGUACUUCCAAUCAGUUUUCACGCUCGAUAACCAUGUAGUCCCAAAGUAUAGUUAUGAUGUACAAACUAAUAAAUUAGGUGAUAUCGUAAUAAGUUCUGAUGGUGUCUUAUACCUACUCUGGAAUGUCGACACCAAAAUGUGUACCGGUUCAGAUGGUAUCCCGAAGUCUUUUCUUAUAAGGUUCGCCCUAUGGACAGCUCAGUACCUUACCGUAUUCUUCCAGAAAUCCUUAUACUCUGGUGAAGUACCAACUCAAUGGAAAACAGUCAAAGUCCUGCCUUUGGAUAAAUCAGGCGAAAAACAACUCUCUAACUACAGGCCGAUAUCUCUCACAACCCACUCAUGCAAGAUGUUACAGCACAUUACUCACAAACAUAUAAUCGAAUUCCUUAGCUCUAAUGAUGUUCUAACAUCUGCCUAGCAUGGUUUCCUUCGUGGUUAUAGCACUGUAACACAAUUAGUCGAUUUGGUUCAUGAUAUCGCUUUUAACCUACACAUAGGUAAUCAAGUGGGAUGCCACCUUUAUUGAUAUCUCUAAAGCUUUUGACUCUGAAAUUCAUUCUAAACUACUGGUAAAGUUAAACGCCAUAUUCACUAAUCUCUUUUGUUUCUUGGAUAGCCAGUUUUCUUCAUUAUCGCUCACAAUUUGUUUCUUUCAGCUCAGUGGAAUCUACUCCUGUGGACGUUACGUCAGGCGUUCCUCAGGAACCCGUAUUAGGCCCUUUAUUAUUUCUAAUAUCAAUCAGUGACUUAACUCGUAGCACCUCCGCUAAAAUCAUACUUUAUGCAGAUGACUGUGUAUUAUACGAAUCUAUUAAUUCCAUUGAUUACAACCACCGUCUUGCCCAAUCCCUUUUUUCUGUGCUUGGUGAAAAACGUGGAAAUGAACAUCAGCUGUAGUAAAACAGUCAGAAUUUUAUUUGCCAAUAGACGGAGCCCUCUCUCGUACGAGUAUUCUGUGAAGGGCAUCCAACUUAAAAGAGUGUCUCAGUAUAAACCCUUAGGCGUCAUUCUAACAGAACAUCUUUCUAUGUCUAAACACAUCAAAUAUAAACGGGAAAGUCCUCAAAAUUAGGUUAUUUGCGCCGCACUUUAGCUAAGACCCUCCGCAAUACUAAACUGCUAUUAUAUAAAACGUUAAUUCUCCCUGUUCUAGAAUAUGCAUCUGCCGUUUGGUUCCCCUGCAAACACUGAAAUAAGCUCACUAAAUAACGUUUAACAAAAAUCUAUCCGUUUCACAUGCCAAACUUUCACCCGCAGUGUCUCACCAACGCGGGCUCAACAAUCUUUGAACAUUGAGCCAUUACUUUCCCGUUAUCACGUUGAAGCCUUAAAACAUUUAUAUGCAAAUAUACCUCCACCUUUGGUCUUUCUCACUGUAACUAUAUCACAUUUACUAACGCAAGUUGUACACGCAGCUCCCACGCCCUGAACAAAACACCUAUUUAUGCCCGUACUAACACAUUCAAGUACAAUUUUUUCCACUUACAAUGGAGCUUUGGAAUUAUCUACCCGGUAAAAUUCGUUCACUAUCACUAAGAGAUUUUAAAGCUAUCAUUGGUAAGGAAUUCGCUAAGAUGUAAAGCACUUCUUUUUGAUCAUUCAUCUUUUUGUGUAUAUCUGUGUUCUUAAAGUGUAAUGUAUAGCAAUGUAUAAUGUUCCCACUCCUGCUACAGCCCUUUAUUGGGCUGCAGUUUAUGUAAAUAAAUAAAAAUUAAAUAAAGGGCCUUCUAGUAAUUGCUGCAAA
Dermacentor albipictus is the source of this 3726-nucleotide messenger RNA. RefSeq lists its product as uncharacterized. Gene Ontology annotation, molecular function: L-galactose dehydrogenase activity. NCBI's taxonomy places the organism in Eukaryota, Metazoa, Arthropoda, Arachnida, Ixodida, Ixodidae. The record is from RefSeq and is a predicted model, not a curated record. Gene Ontology annotation, cellular component: cytosol.